AUGACCGGCUUUCAGCAGAACACGGAUACUGGCAUGCAGAAUCGCCGGUCUGGUGUGGCAUCUGGUUACGUCAACAACACAGGUAGCCAAACCGAUGUUGGCUUGCACCCUCACCAGGGUGCUGCUCUUGGGUCUGGAAUCCAAGCGCCUGAUGAUGGACUCUCCGCCAUAAUGGGCCAGUUCUCGGCGCUGAACCUUCCGACCAGUGGCCUUGGUCAACCCGGACCUACCAUGCACAGCCUGCCUCCAGGUGCUUUCGUCAAUGGUCCUAAUGGGAGCAUUGUCUUCGCGACACCUUACCCAGGGUCAAUUCAUCCACUUCUGGCGGACCAUGGGUAUGGAACAGCUGCGUACCCAAUGCAGUACCCAACGGGUGGGUACGCUCAGGCGUAUGGCCAUGGAGCUAUGAUGCCUUUCACUCCUGGCCGCCCCAUGGCUUACGGAGACCGCAUCCCACGUGAACUUCCGGUGCUUGAGAAUCGCCGUGGCUCGUACUCAACGUCCGCCACGGAGUCGGCACCUGCUACUCCCUUCUUUGGGCAUGCUGUUGAACGCCUCAAUGGCGGGACCCGCGUUGCUUCACUCGAGCGGUCAUCGUACACCACUCCGUCGCCCCGUGAAGCAGGCUCGUUUGGCAAUGCGAGCAUGAAGGUGGUUCCUGAUCCGGACGUUGAACGUCUUUUGAUGCAAGAGCCACCUAUUCCCAAGGCCGUCCCGGCUGUUUGGACCGACCAUGUCAAAUCUCUUGAGCAGUGCCUCGAGAACCGCAUUCAGGGCAACCGCAAUGUUUACAUUCGUGGCCUGCACCCUACUACUGACGAUGGUCUUCUCCUGAAAUACACUGAGCGGUUUGGAGAUGUCGAGCAGUCCAAGGCAAUUAUCGAUACAGCUACUGGGGCCUGUAAAGGUUUCGGUUUCGCCAAGUUCAAGGAUGUCAAGGACUCCGAGAAGUGCAUUCGUGGCUUCUACCGUCGCGGCUACGAAGUUGGCUUUGCUCGGGAGAGCUUCAAUGCCCGCCUAAAGGCUGAGGGUGACGAAUCGUCCACCAACUUGUACAUUUCGAACCUGCCGAAGGACAUCAACGAGAGUACUCUGAGCCAGAUAUUUGAACCGUUUCACAUUGUCUCGAGCAAGAUCCUUCGGGACACCAUGGGGAAUAGUCGCGGUGUCGGCUUUGCGCGCUUUGAGAGUCGCGAUAUUUGCGAGCAGGUCAUCAAGAACUUUCAUGGCAUGACGAUUGGCCAGGACCACUUCAACAUGCAGGUCCGCUAUGCGGAUACUCCGUCGCAAAAGGAGCUCAAGCGCAUCACCUCCGAACGCCGGCAGUAUCGUACUAAUGAGUACAACAUUGGAGCAUAUGGGACACACGCAGUCGGCAUCAACCCGUCAAUCUAUGCACCUGCUCCUUGGAGUCGUCGUUCCCAAGGAACCAGCGGUCUCAGGUACAUUGACUGA
Sporothrix brasiliensis 5110 is the source of this 1455-nucleotide messenger RNA. RefSeq names its product RNA-binding protein. Lineage: Eukaryota; Fungi; Ascomycota; Sordariomycetes; Ophiostomatales; Ophiostomataceae. Gene Ontology annotation, molecular function: mRNA 3'-UTR binding; poly(A) binding; poly(U) RNA binding. The record is from RefSeq and is a predicted model, not a curated record. Bases 1 to 1455 code for a protein of 484 amino acids. The transcript has 5 exons. Gene Ontology annotation, cellular component: ribonucleoprotein complex; nucleus; cytosol.